This is a messenger RNA of Symbiodinium necroappetens, 207 nucleotides long. The record is from the annotation of a GenBank genome assembly. Lineage: Eukaryota; Dinophyceae; Suessiales; Symbiodiniaceae.
AUGAGGACGGGCAGCUGUAGCCCUUGCGGUACCCUCCGCCCUACUUCGCCAGUGGAAGAGGGCCGACGGUUGCAAGGAAGUGGCCCUUGCUCUGCGGCUUCACCGAGCAGCCGCACUGCUGCCUGCAACGAAGCACAGCAGCUGCGUGGGGAGGUGUUGGAGCUCCGCGCCUUGCUACAGCGCAGCAAGGCAGCCCAUGUCGAAGAG